CUCUUCGGCACGCACGCCCUCCUGGGGAGCGGGCCGAGUUUGGUCUCCAGUUGGCAGAGUCUCUGCAGCCGAUCAACACUGGGCCGCUUACGAGCUGCGGGACCUCAGCAGUAAACCUUAUAAGCCUUUUCUGCUGACUUCUUAUUCUCGCCAAGAGGGCUACUUAAAGGAGGGUGAAGACAUGCUAAGCAUUGAAGACAUAAGGGGGAAUGUGACUGAUAAUUCAAAAGGAAAUGAAGAUAACCGUGAACGAUGCCAGUAUUCUCAGUUAGAUGAUGCCAACAGCAGGGACACUUGGAAAGAGGGGCUUUUCCAGCACUUUUAUCAAGAGAUUCAGAAAGAGCAUGCUCGUGAGAGGCCUUCAGAUUGCAUCAUUGUUUCUAUCGACAAAGAACAGAGGGAAUAUGCAACAGUCAUAGGUCAUCGGUUGCAGGAUCAUGGCCUUGUGGUGGAAAUGAUUCACCUUGCUUCUGAGUCGGAUAUCACUCGUGCACUCCAGGAAGUUAAACAUGAUGGCUCCCCAUUCUGUAUUCUUGUUGAACGGUGUAAUGUAAAACUCUCCUCUUGCACUGUAAUUUUGUUUCAACAGUCUAUCAAAAUCCACCGUCAUAUGCCCUUGGAGGAUGCACUCAUGCUGGUAGCUGAAGAAUUUAGGAGGAUUUUCACUCAAUGGGAGCAGCAAGAAUGUGCUGGAAUCUCUCAGAAGGCUGGCGGUCUGGUGGACGACUUCCUGGCACGGGAGCACCUUCCCAGCUACUCCGUGCCUUCAGGCAUUCGGUAUCUCUUCUUCCUGUUGAACGAGGGAAAGCAUUUGCACAGGGAUGAGUUGAACCUGAUCACAGAGUACCUGAAGACCAGGAAAGGACAAUUGGAAGACUUUGAGCCGCCAGGCCCUUUAGCUGGCAGUGAGCAUUCCUCACCUCCAGGCAGGAAGCCCCCCAUCGUGGGCAAGCCACCUCCACUUCUUCCAACCCCUGGCAAGAAAUGCUUCUCAGGCCCUGCUCCCCCAGCUCCUGUCAAGUCCUCCUUGUUAGGUGACAGGCCAGGAGCGGGUCUUCAUCCUCAACGAGGACUCGUCCAUCCCAAAGGGCUGCUUCCCCCUCCCCUGCUUCUAGCAGGUGGCUCCAAAAGACCUGCUCCUUUGGGAUACCCCCCUCCCAAGGCUGCCAAGCGUCCACUACUUGGGAAGAAACCGGGCCUCUUUGCCCCACCACCAGGUGAGGUGCCAGUUCUUGUGCAGUUGGUGCCUUUGCUGAACUAAGGAAAGCUCCGCCAUGCCCGGGAACAGCGUGGCUGCUGCCCAGGUAGCGGCUUCACCCUCCUCCAAGGCCUGAGGCCCCGUCCGGCCUGCAGCACUGAUGUCCAGACAGCAGACACCAGUGUCAUGUCCCUUGUGUCUGAUACAUGUCCCCACGGAAACUUUUUUCCUGUUUGGAGUCUUUGUGCCAAACUAGAUAUUUUUGAAAGGUUGUAGAUAUUGGACCCUUAGGUUGCUCAAUUAUAUGCAUAUUAAAAUACAAUAAAAUCUUCUAACUUUUA
Molecule: messenger RNA, 1539 nt
Organism: Choloepus didactylus (southern two-toed sloth)
Lineage: Eukaryota; Metazoa; Chordata; Mammalia; Pilosa; Megalonychidae
Product: nuclear receptor coactivator 5-like
Exons: 10
Coding region: 182-1261 (359 amino acids)
Source: RefSeq, a predicted model, not a curated record